AUGGCGUCAUCUUCAGGACAGAAUAAAGUCAUUCAUCCUGUACCAGAGGAUCCUUCAUUAUUACGGUUACAAAAUAUUCAUGUGUCUGAACAUAUAUGGGAUGGUCAAGAUCAUCCUAUUUUGAAGUUCCCAUUAGACCUCCCGUUGAUCACUGCAUUAGUAGAGAGAUGGAGGCCAGAGACACACACUUUUCACUUACCUCCAAGCGAGUGUACAAUCACUUUGCAGGAUAUAUCAGUAUUGUUAGGUUUACGCAUUGAUGGAAGACCUGUGAUAGCACCUAUUCGAGGUAAUUAUGAUGAUAUUGUUGAGGAGAGCCUAGGGAUUAGACCAUCACGUGCAGAUUUUGUUGGUAGCUUCUUGAAGACGAGUUGGCUAGACCAACAUUUUACCCAUGUGGCGAUGCAUGCACAAAAUCCUUUACAGAUCACCCGAUUUGCUAGGGCUUAUAUGUUGCGGUUGUUUGGGAGUUUUAUGUUGAGUGAUCACUCCAGCAGUAGAAUCUCUGUGAGGUACUUACUUUUACUAGAGGAUUUUGCUGUCACUGGAGAAUAUAGUUGGGGGUCUACAAUUUUGGGAUUUUUGUAUGGGGAGCUGUAUAUGGCCACCAACAUUGAUAAGCAUGAUUUAGGUGGAAUGGCUGCAUUACUUGUCAUGUGGGCAUGCGAUAAGUUUCCAGUUCUAGCUCCUGGUAACCCCCCUCACACACGAGUCCAUCUUCCAUAUGCUACCAGGUGGUUGGCAAACCAAAGGAAUAGAAAAGGGAGGAAGGACAUAUCUUAUUAUAGAUAUAAAUUUGACAUACUUAGUCAUGAAAAGAUAAUUUGGCAACCAUAUUCGAUUGAUUUGAUUAAUGCAUUACCACCUAUAUGUCGUGAGGGAAUGGAUUUGUGGAGGGCUGUAGUGCCUCUGCCAGAUGCACUACAUGACAUGACACUGCGAGGGAAGACAAUAGAGAAUUGGCAAGAGAAGCUGAGGGAUGUAUUAGACAUUUGGGAGAGAAGGAGAGAUUGGGUCUGA
Abrus precatorius (Indian licorice) is the source of this 1020-nucleotide messenger RNA. RefSeq names its product serine/threonine-protein phosphatase 7 long form homolog. The record is from RefSeq and is a predicted model, not a curated record. The transcript is spliced from 5 exons. The coding region runs from base 1 to 1020 and encodes 339 amino acids. Gene Ontology annotation, biological process: meristem maintenance; meristem development. Lineage: Eukaryota; Viridiplantae; Streptophyta; Magnoliopsida; Fabales; Fabaceae.